CCAUAAUUUAUUGAACCGGGUUUUGCAAAUAAAACAGACUGACCGUACAUAGUUGCCCUAAUUAGAAAACAUAAAGAUUUUCUUGCACAACUCAAACCCAACUCAAACUUAGGUGCUCGUCUCCAAUUCAGUUCACACUUGCUAUUAGACAAGAUGGCAAUGACAGAAGAAGAGAUAGCAAGGUUGUUUAGAAUAAGGAAGACAGUGUUGCAGAUGCUGGAUGACAGAGGUUACUUGGUGGGUGAUGCUGAAAAAGAGUUGACUAAGUACCAGUUUCUUCAAAGAUAUGGUGAUAAUAUGAAAAGGGAAGAUCUUGUUAUUAGCAAGACCAAGAAAAAUGACCCCUCUGAUCAGAUUUAUGUGUUCUAUCCCGAGGAGCCAAAGGUUGGUGUAAAGACAAUGAAGACAUAUACUAAUCGUAUGAAAUCAGAAAAUGUUUUUCGAGCUAUCUUGGUUGUCCAGCAAAAUUUGACUCCCUUUGCCCGGACAUGCAUAGCUGAAAUAUCUUCAAAGUUCAACUUAGAGGUCUUCCAGGAGGCAGAGUUGUUAGUUAAUAUUAAAGAGCAUGUUCUAGUUCCUGAACACCAGGUGCUCACAAAAGACGAAAAAAAGACAUUGCUGGAGAGAUAUACUGUAAAGGAAACACAGCUACCCCGUAUUCAGUUGAGCGAUCCAGUAGCCAGGUACUACGGUUUACAACGUGGUCAAGUUGUGAAAAUCAUCCGGCCUAGUGAGACUGCAGGGCGUUAUGUUACCUACCGUUAUGUUGUCUAAAUUCGUCACUGGGCCAGCUAAUGUACUGAUAAUACGAAGACUUUGUUUGAGUUGGUUUGAUUUGGAAGUCCGGUUCUACACAAUAGUGGAGGAAGCAAUCAACCUGAUGGUUAAAGUCGGAGCCUGUAAAAAAAAGAGACAGAAGUUCGCAAAUGUAUCUGAAUGGUGCUUGUGUGUUCCAAUAAUACCCUUGUGCUAGAUACCCAUAUUUCAAUUGAUUGGAAAUCUUGAACCCAUUCUUCAACUCAUUGCAGUAAUUCUUGUAUUGAAGUACAAUAACAUUUCCAGUUUUUUGUUGUGUUGAACAAUGUUCCAUUUGAGUUUUGAGUUCAACAUUUGAUGGCAUAUAUUCAGUGUGCUAAUAUUUAUUUAUUUAUUA
This is a messenger RNA of Daucus carota subsp. sativus, 1153 nucleotides long. RefSeq names its product DNA-directed RNA polymerases II and IV subunit 5A. Gene Ontology annotation, biological process: DNA-templated transcription. Gene Ontology annotation, cellular component: RNA polymerase III complex; RNA polymerase II, core complex; RNA polymerase I complex. The transcript is spliced from 5 exons. The record is from RefSeq and is a predicted model, not a curated record. Gene Ontology annotation, molecular function: DNA binding. Lineage: Eukaryota; Viridiplantae; Streptophyta; Magnoliopsida; Apiales; Apiaceae. Bases 154 to 774 code for a protein of 206 amino acids.